Molecule: messenger RNA, 1745 nt
Organism: Bufo gargarizans (Asiatic toad)
Lineage: Eukaryota; Metazoa; Chordata; Amphibia; Anura; Bufonidae
Gene: IFT52
Product: intraflagellar transport 52
Exons: 14
Coding region: 248-1591 (447 amino acids)
Biological process (GO): cilium assembly; intraciliary transport
Cellular component (GO): cilium; intraciliary transport particle B; centriole
Source: RefSeq, a predicted model, not a curated record
UUGCCACCACCAAUAUGGCGUCUCGGGCCUGAUAUCUGUGAGGGGGGAGGGGUGUAAUUUUUAUAGUCGAUAGACCCCCUGCUUCUGUUAGGCCUGGCAUAUACCUGCACCUGCAUUCUCCCACCGGGGCCCCCGCCCUGCUGCAGCCUGGCGACUGAACACCCUCACACGUCGGAGCGGGGAGACCUGGCCCUCGUCACGUGACGGCGGUUGGUUGCUAGGCAGCGGAAGCUCCUGGUUACCUGUAAUGCUGCGCGCCGGGGGAAAGAUGGGGGUCAGCAGACAGGUUGCAUCUGAUCAUGAGAAUCGAACCACCAUCUUGUUUAAUGUAUCGAAAAAUGAGAGCGGGGGCUACAAGUCUCUACAGAAAAGACUCCGCGCCAACUGGAAAAUACAAAGUUUGAAAGAAGAUAUCACACCUGAGAAGUUGUCAGGGGUCAAGCUCUGGAUCACUGCUGGACCCAGGGAGAAAUUCACAGCAGCUGAGUUUGAAGCAUUGAAGCAGUUUCUGGAGAAAGGCGGUGACAUUCUCGUGAUGCUGGGAGAGGGAGGAGAGGACAAAUAUGAUACCAAUAUAAAUUUUUUCUUAGAGGAGUAUGGCAUAAUGGUGAAUACUGAUGCUGUUGUUAGAAACGUUUACUACAAAUACUUCCACCCCAAGGAGGCGCUCAUUUCCAAUGGAGUGCUAAACCGGGAGAUCAAUAGAGCGGCUGGAAAGAACAUCUCGACAGUAACGGAUGAUGAGGUUGAAGGCAACAAUUCACAGGGUUUGACCUUUGUGUACCCAUUUGGUGCCACGCUCAACGUUAUGAAGCCAGCAGUGGCUGUUCUGUCCACAGGAUCAGUGUGUUUCCCCCUGAACAGACCAGUCAUGGCAUUUUAUCAAUCCAAGUCACAUGGAGGCAAAUUGGCUGUGGUGGGAUCAGGUCACAUGUUCAACGAUCAGUACCUGGAUAAGGAAGAAAAUGCAAAGAUCUUGGAUGUGCUAAUGCAGUGGCUCACCACCAAUGACAUCCAGCUAAACCAAAUUGAUGCCGACGCUCCAGAGAUUUCUGAUUACACCAUGAUCCCUGACACCAACAAGUUAUCCCAGCAGCUGCGGGUCUGUCUGCAGGAAGGAGAUGAAAAUCCUCGAGAUUUCACCACUCUGUUUGACAUGAGCAUCUAUCAGCUGGAUACUUCUUCUCUCUCCAAAGUCAUCAAAGCCUAUAAGGAACUGAAUGUGAAGCAUGAGACUCUUCAGCUUAUCCAGCCACAGUUUGAGGCUCCGCUCCCUGCGCUUCAGCCUGCUGUAUUCCCUCCAUCGUUCCGUGAACCUUCUGCACCAGCCCUUGAGCUGUUUGAUUUAGAUGAGAAUUUCUCUUCUGAAAAAUCGCGGCUGGCCCAGAUAACAAAUCGAUGCACCGAAGAUGACCUGGAGUUUUAUGUACGGAAGUGUGGGGAUAUCCUGGGGGUAACUGGAAACCUACCAAAAGAAGAACAAGAUGCCAAGCACAUUCUUCAGCACAUUUUUUUCCAAGUCGUUGAAUUCAAGAAACUUAAUCAGGAGCACGACUUGGAUACUAGUGAAACGGGUUUCCAGAGCAGCUGAAACUCAACAAACAACCCUUACGCCAGCCGAAGACAACGACUCCAUUAUCAUAUUUAUUCACGUUUUUAUCAUUUUGUAUUCUGUCGUGUGUAAGAGCACUGUAAAUACGCAAUUUGUAUGAGGAGUAGCUAGAUUAAAUUGCUUUCUAUAUUCA